Molecule: messenger RNA, 1272 nt
Organism: Phytophthora nicotianae INRA-310
Lineage: Eukaryota; Oomycota; Peronosporomycetes; Peronosporales; Peronosporaceae
Exons: 1
Coding region: 1-1272 (423 amino acids)
Source: RefSeq, a predicted model, not a curated record
AUGGUGGUGUCUCCGGCGCUUGAAGAGGAUAUUGUGCGACUCGAGAGACUGAAUCAAUGCUGCAAGCGUGUGCGGAUCUGGCGGCGGCAGGUUACGAACCCGCUCUUGCAGUACAAACAACAACAGAAUUUCAGCGGGAAGGGAAGUACUGGAGGCGCUUCAGGCAGCAUGAUUGCACCGAAAAAAACAGAAAGACGAAUGCACGCGAGUUUGCUCAUGUCAAUGAUCGUCGAUAUGUACGAGCAGCGGAUCCUUAGUGAGGUAGAAGGAGCUGCUCCCGUUGACACCUCGACUGAUGCGACAAGUGGGUUAUCUUCAAGCGUGAUUAGUUUCCAAGAGAGCUUUCCAGAGUUCGUAGUGCGCUUUCUGUCGCUAAGAUCGUCAAAUCGGCGUCUCGCGGUUGAUCAACUGCAUAGCACAAUUUCAACCGUGCUUCAUACUGCUUCAAAUCACGCACGCGUUCGGGUGUUUAGCUCUCUUUGCGGCAUCGACGACAAGUUUAACCCACCCGAGAAAAUCAAAGUGUUUCUUCACAUCUUAGAAAAUCUAUACCGAAGCAAGUUGGCUGCCAGUAUCGGCGCAUCCGGUGCAAAUACCCCUCGUAUCGAGGAAAUCGCUGCCACCGCACCGUUGGCUGAUGUUGUUUUCCAUAACGUUGGGAUAGCGCAGAACGUGGCGCAGCAGGUUAUUAGCGAUCUCUUUAGAGAUAACUUCUACUGGAAUUUCCGAUUUUGGAUAGUUCCAUGCACAGAGCUGGGUGUGGACUGGUCAUGGCCUGCUGGUGUCUGCGAAGAGCUUCAGGAGCGCGCACUCUCGUUAACUACAGCGUCGCGAAAUACGCUGCUGAAUGCCAAUCGCAAAAUCGACGGCGAUGCCUUUUUGGAGCUGCUCCUCGAUGACUGGACAGCUCGUGCCAAGCAACUCUGCGCUCUGCUAGAAACUGCAACAGAUCUUGAAGAGAGUGCAGGUCACGAGUUGCUUCUUUCGCGCCAAGUGACGCAAGAUUCGCGUUUGCAGUACCACCCCACUUCGGAUGAGGAGCGUCAACUCUUUGACCAACUAAUCGACAAGUACUGGAACGCACCAGUGCCUUGGUCUAGCGCCAAGUUGCAAGGUCGAAUUGCUACGUUGACGCCUCACAGACCUCUGACCCAGCUCCAGCAGCUCUACGCAGUCUACAUAGCUGAGCAACCACAGUCCCGACGUCUAUGGGAAUGGAGCAAUUGGCGCUGGGAAACGGAGUGGGAAUGGGGAGCACUCGUGCUAAAAUGA